AGCAGCAGCACCUUGCUGAGGAGCAGCCCCUACGGACACCAAAAGAUGACAACAGCCCCAACAGCUUGUUGCUGCCUCCGUGUGCCCCGGGAGAGAAGCUGAAUGCUGAGGCCCAAGGAAGGGGCAUAAAAAUGAAGGUUGACGUUGUGGAUCCACCAGGAAAGGUGGUGAAGCUGGGAAACGUCUGCAUUGGACAGACGGUGAAGAAGAUGGUCACCGUAGCCAACAAGAGUGCAGCCCCUCUCACCUUUAAGCUGAGGGUCACGUCCACCGUGCCAGAGUUGCAGGAAGCUGGGGUUCUGUGCUUGAAGCCCAGCAAGGAUCUAAAGCUGAAGGGCAGAGGAGACACCUGCAAAGUGGAGGUGACCUUCUCCCCGAAGCGCCGCAUGCAGCCGUUCAGCGGGGAAGUGCUGCUGGAGUGCCGCGGGCUGGUGCGCUCCCUCUGUGUGGUGCGGGGCUCCUGCCAGGGCAGCCUCGUGAGCCUGGACCAGGACCAGCUCAGCUUUGGAGCCGUGGUGCAGCAGAGCUACACGUGCCGGCGCGUCGUCAUGCGGAACGCGGGCGACACGAGAGUCAGGUUUAUGUGGGACGUGGAGAGCUUCAAGCCAGACUUUUCCAUCAGCCCCACAAAGGGUUACAUCAGCCCAGGGAUGGAUGUCCCCUUGGUUGUGACCUUCCGCCCCUCGAAGCUGAGCCAGGCUGUCCAGUACGAGGGGCUGCGGUGCUUCAUCCAGGGCAGUGAGGCGCUGCAGCUUACGCUGGCAGGAUCCUGCGUGGAGGCCCCUGGCCCCAAAGAGGGCAGGAACUGA
Melopsittacus undulatus (budgerigar) is the source of this 809-nucleotide messenger RNA. Its product is annotated as hydrocephalus-inducing protein homolog. Gene Ontology annotation, biological process: axonemal central apparatus assembly; cilium movement. NCBI's taxonomy places the organism in Eukaryota, Metazoa, Chordata, Aves, Psittaciformes, Psittaculidae. Bases 132 to 809 code for a protein of 225 amino acids. The transcript is spliced from 6 exons. The record is from RefSeq and is a predicted model, not a curated record. Gene Ontology annotation, cellular component: axoneme.